This is a messenger RNA of Phragmites australis (common reed), 788 nucleotides long. RefSeq lists its product as uncharacterized. Lineage: Eukaryota; Viridiplantae; Streptophyta; Magnoliopsida; Poales; Poaceae. Gene Ontology annotation, molecular function: protein binding. The transcript has 4 exons. The coding region runs from base 226 to 510 and encodes 94 amino acids. The record is from RefSeq and is a predicted model, not a curated record.
CACUGGCACUGUAUGCCCCAACGCAGCGACGAUUACGCCUUCCAGUCUCCACCCUCGCCUCGGUUUCGCUUCCACCGAUCCGCCGCGCCGCGUGUCCGUCUUCCCCAGCCUCCUCGCCGUUUCGCUCGGCGGCGCCGGCGUAGUGGCGCGCACCCCCGUCGACUCCACUGAUCCCGCGCUGCUGCAGGGGAAUCCUAGAUCGGCGCUCGGCAGAGGGUUGCAAGCAUGUAUAUCCGAGUGAAGCGAAACAAGAGUACUUACUUCAUACAAUGCGAACCGACAGAGACAGCUUUGAACAUCAAACAGAAGUUGCAUUCACUGAUAGAUCAACCUCCUAGUAGUCAGCAGCUGGUCUUGUUGGCUACAAAUGAUGUGUUGGAAGACUCAAAGACAUUGGCUGAUCAAAAGGUGGAAAAUGAUGCUGUUGUUGCCCUGGCUUUGAGAAAAGACGACAAUGAAUUUGAGGAAGUUUUCAUCGCCAGACCAGAGGAUUUCAUGUCAUCGCCGUGACUUCAUUUCUGCAAGGGCUGCGGCUUCUCUUAGUGGAUCCGGCUGCUUGUUCUACAUUGAUCCCUCUAGGGUGUUGCUCAACCCUUUGUUAUAAAGAUGUUAAACAACCAUUGCGGAUUGCAUUAAGUUUUGAUUUGACCCUCCAACUGAUUCCGUGCUCUUGUACCUACUGGAGUCUGUCCUGAUGUUCUGAUCAAGCACACCUAAUUGUCCUUUUGUACCAGCCGCAAGCAUGUGAGAUCCACCACCUAAUCCAUUGACCAUUAUUUUGCUGGGUU